Molecule: messenger RNA, 3810 nt
Organism: Astrephomene gubernaculifera
Lineage: Eukaryota; Viridiplantae; Chlorophyta; Chlorophyceae; Chlamydomonadales; Astrephomenaceae
Source: the annotation of a GenBank genome assembly
CGCCAAUAGCAGCAGCUCCUGCUGCUGUCAAGGUGGCGAAGGCAGCUUCUAAGCAGGCGUGCUCAGCUGUAGUGGAUGCAGCGGACGCGCAGUUCCCUUUCACCCAUACCCUGGGUGGCAGCACGCCCUCCGCCGCUUGCAUACUGCCAGCUCCCCAGCCCAGCCAGCGCCUGCCGCCGCAGCAGUCACAGCAGCAGCAGCAGCUGGGGUUCCGGUGUGAUGCCGCAACGUCGCCCUUCACCAUCCCUGCACCGCCGGCGGGUGCUGCUGUUCACAUGAACAGCCACAGCGACAACAAUGCCGACCAAGCAGGCAGGAGCAAUGCCGACCAUGGCCGUCCGUCGGGCCUCCGACCUACUCCACGACGCUGCCUGUUCCCCUGCUGCUCCCAGUUGGCGCAUGGCGACGUCAGGGGCUGCUGCUGCGGGUGCGGACCGGCUCGUGGGAGUGGGGAUGUGAGUCUGGGUGCAGUUACGGUCGACACGGGAGCCAGCGGCGCCCCCGCGAGCGCACAGCAGCAGAAGCGGCGCCAACAGCAGCAAGGCAUGGAUACAGCGGCUCCUGCUGCGAUGCACCUGCAUGCAGAGCCACGGACAUGCCCGCUGCCAGCAGCAGCACCACCACCACAUUUGGUACCAUACCAGGGCGCCUCCGCUGCGUGUCCUUGUCCCCACUGCCAGCAUGCGGCGGCAGCAGCAUUUGUUCCGCCACCACCAGCAGCAACACCAGCAGCAACACCAGCAGCAACACCAGCAGCGCCGUCCUCCCGCGUCUACCCGCAGCCCGGUUCCACCAGGGCGGUUGCAUGCGGCUACCCGCCCACCUCCUACCAGGCCCUCCCCUUUGGCCCCUCGCCCACACGGGCACCCUACGGUGCUGCAACCCCAGCGGCGGCGGGCUCCGCGGCUCCCCUCCUCGCCUCGCGCCAGCCCCGCUACCCCACUCCGCCAGCAGCUCCCCAUUGCUCCCUUCCGUGCUGCUACGCUCCCCUACCGCCUCAUCCUCGUGCAGCAACCGCAGCAGCAGAACGGACGAGCACCGUUCCUACAUACCGCAAACAGGCAAGCCAGUGCAACGCCACCAGCAGCAGCAGCCAAUGCAACGAUGUCAGCCGACGCCAGCAGUAGUGCUGCAGAUGCCGCUGCAGCAGUAGCAAGCGCCAACACUAAUAGCACAAGCGCCGCCCAACCCACUGCUUCCGACGCAGCUGCUCCUCCUGCAGCCACCGCCUCCUUCACCACAAGCGGCUCCUCUGUGGUGCCUUCAGACGCCCGACCCACCAUGUGUGCUACCACCUCCAACACCAAUAACAACAACAACACAGCCACUGCCACCCAUCCCAUGGUGCAGCUGCCACCCGCAUCCCUAUCCCGGCCCUGCAGCUGCAUUCCACCGCCACCGCCAGUGUCAGCGCCACCACCACCACCCCACCGCCACCCACACUACCACCCCUACCUCCUCCACGGCUAUCCGUACAGCUGCGGCCGCCAGCCCGCCAGCCUCCCCUUUCCCGGCUGCCUCCAGCAUCCCGCCGCCUGCUCCCACCCGCUGGUGCAUGCACGCCACCCCCACCCUUACAGCCGCGAUCAGCGCACCCAGCCGCCCCUGCCGCAGCCAUCUGCAUGUGCCGCGCCGGCAUCCAGCGGGGCUGCUGUCCCCAGCCAUCCCUACUGCCACCAGCAGCUACAGCACCUCCAUGUCAGCUGCUAUGCUGGUCAGCCGUACCCUCCCUACCCGCAUUCCCACCCGCGCCCCUACGCUUGCUCCUACUACCAGCCUACUCACCAACAGCAGCAGCAGCAGCAGCCUCCUGGUGCCGGGCAUGGGGGCAGCAGCCAGCGUAGCGGGCAGCAUGGAGGGCAGCAGCAGCCGCAGCCCCGCCCGCGGGAAGAAGAAGAAGAGGCGGAGGCGGAUGGGGAGCAGCAGCAGCCAGUAGGCAGCAGCAGUCGCUGCGUUCGCACCAGGUACGCCUACGGGCCCCAUGCGUCACCUGGCAUGGCCAGUAGGGCCCUGCCACUGCCGCCGCCGCACCCGGCGACCGGCAGCACUGCCACAGCACCUGCUGCUGCUGCUGCUUCGGCAGUGGCAGCGGCCUGUCUGCCUGUGUAUCCCCCUCCUUACGGGCUUUCCAACAGCGCGCAGAGGCAGCAGCAUGACGGCAUGCAUGCAGGAACAGCUAGCGGCGGCAAUGGGGGCGGUGCAAGGGAACGAAGCCUGGUGGCCAGGGGCGGUGCAGAGUUCCGAGGGGUUGGCAGUGGCUCCCAAGCGGCAUGUGCGGGAGCUGUGAUGCUGUUGCCGCCGUACCUGCACCGGCCGGUGCCCUUACCCGUGCAGCCGGCACCCGCAGCAGCAGUCUAGGGAAGCCUCCUAGGGUUCAGAAAGGGCAGUAGCAGAAAGAACAAGAGCAGCAGCAGCAGUAACAGGAGCCGCCUGGGCGCACAGAAGCACCAGCGGAUAGAGGUGUUGGCUGGUACGACAAUGAUUGGGUGCGUGGCUAAUACCUUCCAUGGCUCGGUCAGCGAGUUCUAGACCGCGGAGCCUUAGCAGCAGCUGAUAGCUGCGGGUGCGAUAAAAACGGACAUUCUGGCAGGAUGCAAUGCAGUCCCCAAAAGCUGCAUCUCGGUAAGUACGGCAGCUGUAGAGGCAAUCGCACGCAUCAUAAUCAGAAACAGCAGCAGAGCAGACCCUGCAGAUGUUGCAGCAGAGAGAGCUGCAGACCUGCCAAACUUGAGCAUCCAAUCUAUAUACAGGGCGGGCAGCAGUUGCCUGGCACGCCAAAGCGCGCCAGUGUUGCAGUUAGCGGUGCGGUUGUAGUAGCCGUACGGUCUCUAGGACCUUACUAAUAGCGGUCUUUUUUCCCCAGACUAUUUGGUCUUCCUUUGUUGCGUUAUAUUUGGAUACACGUAUUUUUACGGUUAUUUACACUUAACUUCAAUUAAAACUACAGAGUCCAUCCGUGCCUUGAGUAGGCCGGUUACAUACUUGAUGCAGAGGGUAGUGCUGUCAGAAUUAGAGACACACAGGAGCCUUAGUUGGUGAGAGUUUAGGCGCUAGUCAGCGUGAGGCAGGAAUAGGAGCGUCUUGGCUAAAUGUUGGCAAUCACAAUGAGAGGGGAACGGAAUGUGUGUUAGUAUGUUGUGCCAUGUGCCGCAUUACCUGCUGGAGUUGGCGGUCCGGAUGUUGAUGCGUUGUACCGGGAUAUCUUGGAGUGUGGAGGCAGUCGGCAAGUGGUGGCAUGGUUUGCGCUUUUAUCCAAACAGGGUUGUCAGUAAUUUUGCAGUCAGGCGAGGCGUUAUAUGCCGAUUAGCUUUGAUGACUAGGUUAGGGCGUCUCGUGGUUACAAUUAGCAGGCAUACACGCGCGUUGUUGUUAACCCAGCUUAUUCCGAAAGCGUAUUGGGGUGUUCAUGAGACAUGGGGGCAUUAUUUACUCUUUUUAUGCUUGUGUUGUACCUUUGUGGGAAAGGCUAGAGCAUGGGAAGCGCGGGGAGACGUUUAUUGGUGGUAGCUUUAGCUGUAGCAGUGUCUUCAUGUUUAGCGGAAGACCAGACACAAUUGCAUAGCUGUCUACUUUUCUUCUCUCACAUUAUCAAAUUAGGGUUCUUGGAUACUUUUGUUGAGUUCUCGUAGUCGCUUCCUCUCGUGUGAGUGCGUAGAUGAUUGCAGCUUGGAGCGUAACUGACCCAUGGGUCGCGCGUUCCAGAGAUACGUAAUAGCUGCUAGGCCGGCUAAAGGCAGGAGUAGUUCCUUGUAGUUCCUUGAUAGAAAUGCCCUUGUAUAAAUCCUUGUUAGUCAUAGUGGUGGUGGUAUG